Triticum aestivum (bread wheat) is the source of this 1002-nucleotide messenger RNA. Its product is annotated as 2Fe-2S ferredoxin. The record is from RefSeq and is a predicted model, not a curated record. The transcript has 8 exons. The coding region runs from base 212 to 751 and encodes 179 amino acids. Gene Ontology annotation, biological process: P450-containing electron transport chain. Gene Ontology annotation, molecular function: 2 iron, 2 sulfur cluster binding; electron transfer activity. Gene Ontology annotation, cellular component: mitochondrion. NCBI's taxonomy places the organism in Eukaryota, Viridiplantae, Streptophyta, Magnoliopsida, Poales, Poaceae.
CGCGGCCCAUCUAACGGCCAUUCUCCAGCCCACUUACCCCCGGCCCACGGUACCGGAGGCGGCGGUGGUUCGAGACCCCACCACGGCUCAGCCUCCUCCACCACACUCGCCGCGCGCCUACCUCCCCCCUUCCCGCCGCCGUGGAAGGAGACCGGCGGCUGGCUCCCACCGCUUCCGCGAGGGUUCGGAGGCAGUAGGCUCGGCUGCUGCCAUGCUCUCAAGGAUCUCUCAGCUCGGGGCGCGGCUCCUGCGCGAGACCAGAGCUGGAAACUUGUCAAGCAAUAGCAGCAAUUACUACCGAGGUCAAGUCAGCCGGCAUUCAACCCCAGCGAAGAGCAUCCUCUUCUCCACCGCAACAAGUAGUCAUCAUGAUGAAGGCGGUGAGGACAAGGAGAAAAUCUCUGUAACAUUUGUCAACAAGGAUGGUACUGAGAAGACAAUAAGUGUUCCUGUCGGAAUGUCCAUGUUAGAAGCUGCUCACGAAAAUGACAUAGAACUUGAAGGAGCAUGUGAAGGGUCGCUCGCGUGUUCCACUUGUCAUGUCAUAGUUAUGGAUGUAAAGUACUAUAACAAGCUAGAGGAUCCAACAGAUGAAGAAAAUGAUAUGCUUGACCUUGCAUUUGGGCUCACAGAAACGUCUCGUCUUGGCUGCCAAGUAAUAGCGCAGCCCGAACUUGACGGUGUCCGAUUGGCGUUACCCGCAGCUACACGGAACUUUGCGGUAGAUGGCUUUGUGCCAAAACCACACUAGAGAGACGCCAUCAGUUUUGUACCUUAGCAUGUAACUUAACUACAGUAUCGUCUCUGAGAGCCCCUGUGCCUUCGGACUUGGAUCUGUUCUCGUUUUAUGAGCUCCUUGGUCAGUGCAAGAUCAUCGGUAUCUCAUUUCUACAGCUAGCAGUAGGUGAAUAUAUACCGAAUAAGCAGCUUAUGUUUGUGACACCCCGUCGGCAGUAUUAUUUGGAGAGAGAAUAAAAACUUGCUUCAUAGAAGUUCUGGGGA